This is a messenger RNA of Vanderwaltozyma polyspora DSM 70294, 396 nucleotides long. It is a transcript of the gene EXP1, whose product is annotated as Exp1p. The transcript has a single exon. The coding region runs from base 1 to 396 and encodes 131 amino acids. NCBI's taxonomy places the organism in Eukaryota, Fungi, Ascomycota, Saccharomycetes, Saccharomycetales, Saccharomycetaceae. The record is from RefSeq and is a predicted model, not a curated record.
AUGAAUUUUUCAAGUUUUGUUAUACUAUUAUUAAUAGUUCUAGUGUUUUCAUUGGCUAUGCCUUUGCUUUCAAAUAUUGGAACUUUUAAAGUUACUAAAAAUGACAAUAAAAAAAUAACUAACAAAGAUAAUAAAAGUAGAAAUUUAAAAUUUAACUUGAAGGAUCAAACAAAGGCAACUGCUUUUUCUUCAAAUAGAGCAGGUAAAUUAGAAACUGAUCAAAAAACCGGAUUGAAAAGACGUGUCAUUGCAAAAUACGAUUCCGAUCCAAACAGUUUUGAUUUUGAUGUUGACGAAUUGAUCAAUGAAGAUUUAAAAGAAGAACUAGAACAAGAACAAAAACGUUUGGAACAAUUCAAUAGUAAAAGCAAUGAAGAAAUAGAUGAAUUAGUUUAA